CGCUUCUGAAGUCCACGGUUACAGAAAGGAAACACUCUCUCGGAAGAGAAGGGCUUCGGGUUCCUCUGAAAAGCAAGCCCGAUACCUGAAAAGGGAAAUUCCGGAACUGGAUGUAAGGAGAUAUUUUCGCGUGGAGCUUCUCGGACCCAAUUAAAUGUUGUACCCAGUCUGGUUACCCGGGUAACAAACGGCGCGGUUUGUCUGUGAACUCAGAGGUUUCAGAGGCCUAUUUCAUCAUCAGUCAUGCAGACAUCCUCAAAGGGUCUGCUCACCCAGAUUACUCAGUUCUGGAAUCUCCUAGAUGAUCUGGCUGAAAGUGACCCAGAGUGCUAUAAGAACUUCAUUCAGCAGGAGCUCAAAGAGGGAAAACAGCUCUGCACUGGCCCAGAGCCACACUUCUGUCUACAGACCAGGAUUCUGAAGCCAAAAGAAAAAAUACUUUUUAUCAAUCUGUGUCAGUGGAAAAGGAUUCCCACUCCCCAAUUAAGUAUGUAUCCAGUACCUCUAAGUGUUGGCAGACCAGAAGACAUCACUGAGACAUCAGAUGAGUACACAGUCAUCAAUGUUGCCUACAAUCCUGAGGUUCUCCAGGCAACAGAAAAGGAGCAAGUGAAAAAAGAUCAGAUAAUAAAGAUGGCUAUGAAAUGCGUUGAGGAGCAAUUCCAACUCACUCUCUCACACUCUUACCAUAUUACCAAAUUUAAAAUAAAAGGAAGCAUUCAAAGAAUGAAACAAAAUCUGAUGGGAAUGCAAGAUGAUGUCACAGAUUUAAGACAAAAAAUAAGAAAGGAACACACUCUUGAACAAUUAAGAAACAGCACUGUGAACAAUUCAGAUCACUUUCCUCAUCUCUUACUGCCAAAAGACCAAGUUUCAAGUGAAGCAAGAUGUCUGAUAGAAGAGAUUUCUACUACUGAAACCCACGUGGAGAUGAAGAUACCAAUCUAUGACUUAAAAGUUUUGAAGGAUCAGCAUGAGAAACCUCUGAAAAUUGAAUUGAAAGUCGACUUACCUGGUAUUAAUGAAGUCUCUCUCUGUGACCUUAGUGUUUCUGAGGAUGACUUACUGAUCGAGGUCUCUGAGAAGUACAGACUACAUCUGAAUCUUCCAGAAUCUGUUAAUACUGAAAUGACUACAGCAAAAUUUAUCAAAGAGAAAUCUACAUUAAUCAUCACAAUGCCACUGGAUCUUAUGUCAAUAAGAAUAUGUGGCAGACAAAAAACAAAAAAAAACAAAAAACAAAGAAAAAAAAGAAUAUGUGGCAGAAACAAAAGGUAGAAAAGGCAAUAAAAGCA
This is a messenger RNA of Fukomys damarensis (Damara mole-rat), 1295 nucleotides long. RefSeq names its product PIH1 domain containing 2 (gene Pih1d2). Lineage: Eukaryota; Metazoa; Chordata; Mammalia; Rodentia; Bathyergidae. The record is from RefSeq and is a predicted model, not a curated record. The transcript is spliced from 7 exons. Gene Ontology annotation, cellular component: cytoplasm; ribonucleoprotein complex; R2TP complex. Gene Ontology annotation, biological process: rRNA processing; box C/D snoRNP assembly. The coding region runs from base 244 to 1278 and encodes 344 amino acids.